Molecule: messenger RNA, 1671 nt
Organism: Laccaria bicolor S238N-H82
Lineage: Eukaryota; Fungi; Basidiomycota; Agaricomycetes; Agaricales; Hydnangiaceae
Exons: 13
Coding region: 1-1671 (556 amino acids)
Source: RefSeq, a predicted model, not a curated record
AUGGCCUCGAGGAACGCAGGAUACCAUUCUCCCCAAUCAAAGUACAACGGCGACCUGGGCAAGGCUCUUGCUGCCGAGCUCGGAAUUCUUUUGGAGGAGGUCGGGAAGCUGAGGGACGAGAGAAAACAACUGCAAUUAUCACCCCCGCGCAGCGAGGUAGCCGAACUUCUAGCUAUGAAAGCCAAACAUGGCUUUGGUGGGGAGUUUCAACCCGAUUGGCAACCCCCAAUGCCUCCACCCGCAAUCGAGGCACCCCUGCCUCCACCAGCGAUCGAGGAUGUUCCGCAAGCCAGACCUGGGUGGCGCGUAGUGCACAAGCGACCCGAGCGUAAAGCAAGGACGCAGCCGAAGAUCACAGCAGGCCCAGGUCCAUCAUCCUCUCCAGCUCCAGCGGCUCUUCCCCCGCCCGUUCAAAACGUACCUUCUUGGGCUCAAUGGCGACCGAACCCCCUUCUGGCACCUACGCCCGUCCAACCACCCGUUCCCACAUCCGUAUCCCCUCCACCACGCGCAGGCCUCUUUGCUUUGAAAUUGCUUAGAGACUCGCACCAAAUUUGGGCCGUAGCCGCAUUCCUCUUCUCGGAUCCUCAUAAAACAGGCCCUUUCUCUAAACCUCUUCACACCUUGUCGUUUCUCCUUUUCGCUUUUGCCACUCGCCAUGUUCGUUCCGUUCAUCACCUCACGCGACUCCCGGGGAAGCCUUUCUCGGCGGAAAGGUGGAGGGAAGAGCAGUUCAAGUUCAAGUUCGGGGAAGAGCUCGAGUUCAAGUUCCGGGAAGAGCUCGAGUUCGAGUUCGAGUUCGGGGAAAAGCUCGAGUUCGAGUUCCUCAAAGACUACGACCAUCAAGAAUUCACCCUCCAAGUCUUCGAAGAGUACACCGGGAAGUCGGGGAGGAGGUGCUGCCCAGGCGGGGGAACGAGAUCUCAGAUUUUUGGAUCCAGGCCUUUUAGAACGUAUGGCAGCGGGUACCCAGGAGUAGUCGGUCGCGGUACCGCAGGCCGUGGUUUCCCGUUUUUCUUUUGGCCGAUUGUAUGGCCUGUAGCUGUUGGAGCUAGUGCGGCUGCGUAUCUCAGUGGUAGCGAUGAGUACGGAAAACCAGAUAAUACAAGUCGCCCAGGAGGACCAAUGGCCACCGCCGCCUUCCCCUCUAAAACGGGAACAUGUAUCUUCCAACUCGUCGCAGACAACACGACCGUCGCCUCCCUCAUCACCAGUCUUUCAUCCAACUGCAGCACUUACCUAGGUUCGUCCGUUGCAACCAAGCCGAUACCAUUCAACGCCUCCGAUCCGGCUGCACCCAAGCCGGAACAGGUCAUCCAAUAUUAUCGCGCUAGCACGAUUGCCCUCACUCUGGAUGGAUACAAUAACACUGCGACGAUGGCUUCUGACACUCCUGAUACAGCGCUUCCCUCGAACGUUGAUCUCUCACUUAUGAAUUGUUUAAACCAGACUAUAGGUGUUAAUGCACCUUUAAUAGAUGGGGCGAUUCCCCGAUGGACUACUACACAUUUUGGACUACUGGGCUUGAUAUGGGUGUCACUCGAAGCAAGCGAGUAUGUAGGAUUUACCCGUGCCUACGGCACGGCACUCGCUAACGCUCGGCCGUUCCUCCAGCACUGGUCACAGCUUGCCGGGAGCACGCCCCCUGGACCCCCUGGUACACAUGUUUAA